AUGCUGCCAAGGGUAGCAAAGUUGGUGAUGGCACCAGUGACAGAUCGGACCGAGACAGCAGCACUGUUGGAGCUGGGUGCGUUGAUUACGCUUGCGGUGGCCGAAGAGACUAAAGAAGUCGAGAAAGUCAAGGAAGUUGAAGGAGUUGAGGAAGUCAAAGGAGGCAAGACUCGAGAGGAUGUGGGCACAGGGAUCCUAGUGGGAACUGGCUUGGUAGUGGACAAUGGAAAGUUGGGAGGAAUCGGUGCAAUAUCAGUUGGCUCAGGAACCCACGAUGCUAUUGAGCUUGCAUCAAGAGUAAAUGCCUUUUGUGCAAGCACAGUGGACGAGCUGAGAAAUAGAAGGAUUGCAGUAGCUUUGCUCAUAGUGUAUGAAAAUCGAAAAGAUGAUUGCAACUUGGCUACGACUGUUUAUGCAUUCCUUUCGAACAUUCGUUUUGCUCUUCUAUUGGAGAUUGACUGCUUCUUCAAUAGACAACAGUCAUCAUAUGAUACAAAAUCAAACUGUGAGAUUGAACUGAGAUUGCACUCAUUUGACAUGGCCAUACAUUGUAUGGUCAUCACAUUUGAACCCAACCCCAUCUACUGUAAUCCAUAUAUUGGGUUUGACUGCUCUGACAUUGUCAAACUCUACUUUAUUGUAUCCUAA
Molecule: messenger RNA, 648 nt
Organism: Batrachochytrium dendrobatidis JAM81
Lineage: Eukaryota; Fungi; Chytridiomycota; Chytridiomycetes; Rhizophydiales
Exons: 2
Coding region: 1-648 (215 amino acids)
Source: RefSeq, a predicted model, not a curated record